AUGAGGCAUCAUUCGAGCAUGCUGAAUGAUAUUGAAAGGGCCCUGGACUCUUUUAGAGAUCAACUGAACACUGCAGAGGAUGAUGUCGACAUGUGGAGGCGAUCAUCAGGCUACAAACCAAAAUUUUCGACACAAGAGACUUGGUUGCUUCUUUGGCCGAAAGGUAUAUGGUUCUCGCAGGCUACCCCAAAGUUUGCUUUCAUGGCUUGGCUUGCAACUAGGGAAAGACUAUAUACCAUGGAUCGGGUUUCUCAAUUGAGUCAAGGCAUUGACACAAGUUGUGUCUUAUGCAAGAACACUCCAAAAUCCCGGAACCAUCUUUUCUUCAAGUGUUCCUUCUCAGCUCAAGUUUGGGAGCAUCUAGUCAAAGGUAUAUUGCAGAAAUCAUACACUGCAGAAUGGACUGGUAUUAAGAUAUUGCUUGUUGAUCGGAAUCUGAAGAGAUACAAGCUGUUUUGUACUCGAUACGCCUUCCAAGCCGCUGUCUAUGCGAAAUGGAGAGAACGCAAUAGGCGCAGGCAUGGAGAACCACCGCUGCCCACUCAAGCUCUGAUGAAGCUUGUUGAUAAAGAAAUCAACGGCAAUAUUUUGCUCUUGAUCGAGUACAACACUAUAAAGAACCAGCGGCACCGGCGUGGGUUGGUACCUACGGUGGUGGCUUGUGGAGAUCUGUCGGGGUGCGUCUCGUCUCCUGUCGUCUAUGGCUGA
This is a messenger RNA of Brassica oleracea var. oleracea, 708 nucleotides long. RefSeq lists its product as uncharacterized. The record is from RefSeq and is a predicted model, not a curated record. The transcript is spliced from 2 exons. Bases 1 to 708 code for a protein of 235 amino acids. Lineage: Eukaryota; Viridiplantae; Streptophyta; Magnoliopsida; Brassicales; Brassicaceae.